Molecule: messenger RNA, 2886 nt
Organism: Hemiscyllium ocellatum (epaulette shark)
Lineage: Eukaryota; Metazoa; Chordata; Chondrichthyes; Orectolobiformes; Hemiscylliidae
Gene: aldh6a1
Product: aldehyde dehydrogenase 6 family, member A1
Exons: 12
Coding region: 92-1663 (523 amino acids)
Biological process (GO): L-valine catabolic process; thymine catabolic process
Cellular component (GO): mitochondrion
Molecular function (GO): malonate-semialdehyde dehydrogenase (acetylating, [NAD(P)+]) activity; methylmalonate-semialdehyde dehydrogenase (acylating, NAD+) activity
Source: RefSeq, a predicted model, not a curated record
CACUGUCAGGAGCUGAUCCGUAGUGAGAGAGAGAGAGAGAGAGGGGAGGGGCGCGGGCAGUGCUGUCUGUCUGUCUGUCAUCGGUUCCACAAUGGCUGCAGUUCUUAGGGUGGCUCUCAGGCGCAAGAUCACUCCUCCGUUGGGACGUAUGUGCUACUCCUCUCCACCAACAACAAAAUUAUUUAUUGAUGGGAAAUUUAUUGAAUCUCGCACCUCCGAAUGGAUUGACAUUCAUAACCCUGCAACAAAUGAGGUGAUUAGCAAAGUCCCAAAGGCCACCCAAGAAGAGAUGCUUGCUGCCUUGAAUUCCUGUCAGCGUGCUUACCCGUCUUGGUCAGAGACCUCGGUGUUGAGUCGGCAACAAGUUUUUCUAAGGUAUCAGCAACUCAUCAAAGAAAACAUGGCUGAAAUUGCCAAGCUCAUCACAAAAGAGCAAGGUAAAACUUUGCCAGAUGCUGAAGGAGAUGUUUUCAGAGGCUUACAGGUUGUUGAACAUACUUGCAGUAUCACAUCUUUAAUGCUGGGUGAGACCUUGCCCUCCAUUACCAAAGACAUGGACACAUUCACCUACAGACUGCCUUUAGGAGUGUGUGCUGGCAUCACUCCCUUUAACUUCCCAGCCAUGAUUCCACUCUGGAUGUACCCUAUGGCUAUGGUGUGUGGCAAUACCUUCCUGCUCAAACCUUCGGAGCGUGUUCCAGGAGCAGCCAUGUUGCUUGCCAAGUUAUUACAAGAUGCAGGAGCUCCAGAUGGAACCCUUAAUAUUAUUCAUGGGCAGCAUGAUGCUGUGAACUUCAUUUGUGACCAUCCUGCGAUAAAGGCCAUAAGUUUUGUCGGUUCCAAUCAAGCAGGAGAAUACAUCUAUACAAGAGGUUCUAAAAAUGGCAAGAGAGUGCAGUCAAACAUGGGUGCGAAGAACCAUGGAGUCGUGAUGCCUGAUGCUAAUAAGGAGAAUACUUUGAAUCAGCUUGUUGGUGCAGCUUUUGGUGCUGCUGGACAGCGUUGUAUGGCCCUAUCUACUGCUGUCCUGGUCGGGAAAGCAAGAAAUUGGCUACCCGAACUAGUGGAAAGGGCAAAGAAGCUGAAAGUCAAUGCAGGUGACCAGCCAGGCUCUGACCUUGGCCCACUCGUCUCCCCUCAGGCUAAGGCUCGUGUGUGUGAUCUAGUCCAAAGUGGAGUGGAAGAGGGUGCCAAGCUGCUGCUGGAUGGCCGGAAGAUCCAAGUGAAAGGAUAUGAAAAUGGCAACUUUGUGGGGCCCACCAUCCUUGGAGGAGUAAAGCCUCAAAUGAAGUGCUACACCGAAGAGAUCUUCGGACCCGUCCUAGUAGUACUGGAAGCAGAAACACUAGAUGAAGCUGUCGAUAUUAUCAACCAAAACCCUUAUGGAAACGGCACUGCCAUCUUUACCACUAAUGGUGCCACAGCUCGUAAAUUCACACACCAUGUUGAUGUGGGACAGAUUGGCGUGAACGUGCCUAUCCCAGUUCCUUUGCCCAUGUUCUCAUUCACUGGAUCAAGAGGUUCAUUCAGGGGUGAUACCAACUUCUAUGGCAAGCAGGGUAUUCAGUUCUACACUCAAGUAAAGACAGUCACAUCCCAGUGGAAGGAGGAAGAUGCAACGUUAACCAGCCCAUCUGUUGUCAUGCCAACAAUGGGCCGCUAAGUUCACUUCACUGAGAUGGCAAGCCGCACGUUCAACAUGCACGUCACUACUCCCCUAUUGAAUCUGACUUAGCAAAUUUGGCACGAAUGGGUGCGCGGGUGCAACAUAUUUCAAUAUAGUCCUUUCAGCUGACAUCGGCAUGGCGAAAGAAAAUGAAAGGAAAUUAUUUUCGACUGAUUUGUUUUUAGCAAUUUUGAACAUAAACUCAAGUUGCUAAAUGUUAUCCCUUAAAUCAGAUUUUAAGCUGCAGAAGUUGUCAAAUUCUGAUCAUGUAGCACACAUUAAGACAUAAACAUAAUUUUUUUUGUUUGAAAAUCUGCUUUUCUCUCAAUUUGAACAAGUUGCCCAGUUUGUUUUUCAAAAUAUGAUUCACACAAAAUAACAUGACUGAUCUUGUGAAUAAUGUAAGUUAAAGCUAUGCAAGUAUGCAGCCUUAAACCAUUAUGAUAUUCUUUUUAGUGUAAAAAAAAUCAAAACUGACUUUCUGUACUGUUUUUAUUUUAAUUGGAGAUAUUGAAUGCACAGGCAUUAGGCUGAUGAGAAGCAAAUGUAACUGGGCACUUCUUGCGUAAAGUACAGUUUUCUGAAAAACAUCAUUUGGUUUAGAAGUUUAUAGACUUUUGUCCCAAAACAAUUCAGAAAGAAAAUGAUUAUAAUUUAGGUGCCUUGGACAGAUAUAUUUUGACAAAACAAGUUGGAUAUAAGCUAACAGCAGAGAUACACAUUUUUACUGAUCCAGUGAAUUACUGAGUCUCUCAGACCAGGAAGAUCCCAAAUUAAAAAUAUGAAUAUCUCUACAAGUGCCCUGUUACCAUGUGCCUUGUAGAUUCUAACGUUUCCUCUCUUUAGACCAGGUAUAUAUUCUCUCUUCCUUUUUUCUAAGUGAGUUUAUGUUCUCUACCUUCCAACCUGCAUAGAUUGUUCAAAGAUUUAUCUAAUUCUGUAAGAUCAAAGCCAAUGCUUCCCAUUCACAGCAAUCGAUGUCAAGUUGUACUGAAGAAAAAUUGUGAAUUUGUAUUGGAAAUAAGAUAUUCAAAUAAAUCUUGGUUGGAGUGUGAAGAGUAUAACCUCAAUGCCCUGUGUUGAGGUUUCCCCUUUCAAAUUGGAAGGAGGUAGUGCAGAAACACUUAAUCAUACAUGAAGUUCUUAUGCUCCUGUUUGUUUGAGUUCAUUGUAACUGAUUUUGUAGAAAGCGUUAACAAAUUAAACUGUUUAUAAAAUGC